GCGGUUUUACCGUGUUUGUGUGAAUGUGCACAUUCAAUGCUCUCUUCGACUCACAACAAAUGACGGAAUUCAGCCGAAUGACAGACAACUGUUGACAAAAAUCAUAACAAAGCCAAGCAAAUGGAAGUGUUUGCAAAUAAAUAAAAUAAUAAAGAAGUUUACAAGUAAUUUGUUAACCUAACAUGCAGUGUAAAGUUAUGCAAAAAGAAAAUAUAUCAAAAUAACCUUCAAGUGUAUCAUAUGCUGUGAAUUAUUUCCAAACAUAUCUCCACAUUCAUUUCGCUGUGUUUGUUUACGCUAAAUCUGUGCCCCCGAUAAACAAAAGAGUUUCAAAAGUGCUUGCUAAUCAUUUUCAUUCCUUCCAAAUAUGAACGCAAAAGACAUUUUAAUUAAGGCUGUCCAAUGCGACAAAGAAGGUCGCAUUUUGGAAGCCCAAUCGCUUUACCAAGAUGGUAUACAAAUUCUCAUGGACGUAGUUGCUGAUGAGACUGAUGCAGCCAAAAAGAAAGUCUACUACGAACGCAUCAAAGAGUAUAUUGACAGAGCAGAGCAAAUCAAAAUACGCGUUCAAAAACAUGCAGAAACGGGCGAAAUUGUAGCCAACAUACCAAUUGAUGAAAACUCGUGCGGACACAGCUAUAGAAGCCUCUUUGGCAAAUACUUAAAUACAGAUGUGAAGGAAAUACUUUUGGAUGAGCCAUAUCUCACUGAGCGAUAUCAAUUUCAAAAUCUAUUGGCUUUUGCUGAGUUAGCCGUAAAACAAAGCAAAAAUCUGAAAUAUAUACGACUGAUUACUAAGCCGGACUCAAAAAAUCCAGAUGGUCAGGCGGCCAUUUUAAAACAAAUCAAAGAUGACUUGGCCAAAAGGGAAAUAACUUUGACCAUCAAAUAUGAGCCAUCCUUGCAUGAUCGUAAAAUAGUUUUAAGCAAUGGCUAUAUCAUUAAAAUUGGUCGAGGUUUGCAUUUCUUUAAGGCCAUCAGUCCUUUGUACUCCUUGGGAUUGUGCGAUUACGAUUUUCGCAAGUGUCUACAGACUGAUGUUGAUAUAUGGCGAACAAAAAAUUUCUCCUAAGUCUGGCCACCAAGUUCAAAUUACGAUUAGGAAUUCGUUUUUAAAUUGUCUCGUUUUAAUUUUCUACUAUUCUGAACUGAUCUUAAUGGAAAGUUAUCCUGCUGUGUGUAGUAUUACGUAUUGACAAAUAAAGUUUAUUUUUCUAUAAGAGAGUUUUUUAA
This is a messenger RNA of Stomoxys calcitrans (stable fly), 1233 nucleotides long. Its product is annotated as MIT domain-containing protein 1. The transcript is spliced from 4 exons. Bases 368 to 1072 code for a protein of 234 amino acids. Lineage: Eukaryota; Metazoa; Arthropoda; Insecta; Diptera; Muscidae. The record is from RefSeq and is a predicted model, not a curated record.